GUCCGAAACAUCGCUAUUCCAAAGAAUUUUUUGUUGGGUCCCUACGAUUUCGGAUAAACGGUGCUCAACUGUAUAUAUCAAAACUAAGCUUCAACAAGUGACGGCAGACGGAAGGGGAAGAGGAAAUCAACCAGUCAAGACAUGGAGGCAGACGUGGUCAAAAAGAAGAAACCAGUCAUAUCAAGCUUCAAACAGCCGACUGUUAUUGAACAACUGAAGUAUAUUCUAGCAGAAUAUCCAGAUGGAGGACAAAUAUUGAAGGAACUGAUACAAAACGCCGAGGAUGCAGGGGCAAGAACGAUGGGCAUACUUCUGGACGAGAGAAGACUUAACAGGACGGACGAAACAAGUCCUGCACAAUGCAAGAAAUUCUUUCAGGCUCCAGCCCUGUGCGUUCACAACGAUGCCGAAUUUGCUGAACAAGACUGGAAAGGAAUCAUCAUGAUAUAUAACAGUGUAAAAAAGUUUGACAUACUAAAAGUCGGACGUUUCGGACUCGGGUUCAAAUCAGUUUUUCAUUUAACAGAUAACCCCUGCAUAAUCAGUGGGAAACGCAUGCUGUUGAUGGACCCGCUUCAUCCGGCUGGCUGCGAACCGGCACCAAUGGAAAUAGGAGAUCUAGGCGAAAUGGAAGGGUUUUAUACAAACGCUUUUAUACAAGCACUUGAUGGUAAAUUUGGUUUCAAUCGAGAAACACUCUCAUCCGGAUAUUUCAGAGGAACGCUGUUCUGGUUUCCCCUCCGCGAAAUUCCGACUACGCUAUCAGACAACGUGUACACGGUGGAAAAAGUAAUGAAUUUAUUCAGGGCGUUUCAACAGGAUUCAUCUAGCAUCCUCCUUUUCUUGAAAAGUCUUUCGGAGGUGACAUUGUUUACGGAUAAUCAGUCCCAGCCGCCAGAGAGAAAAGUUUAUGCAAAGGUUAAAAUAGCGGACUCUGGCGUGAAAUGCUUGGCACAGAGAGCAACAUUUGCAUACAAAGUGAGCAGUAUGACACCUAAAAGCGCCGACAUUUCUUCAAUUAUGGAAGUUCCCAUUGAAUGUUUCUUUGACGGAAGUUCGAGUUCAAAUACUACUUGGCUUGUUGUCAAUUACGUUGUUAGUGAAUCGGCUUCGGAUGAACUUAACCGACUUAUGAACGAUGAAAGUAUUAGUCUAAGUCCAUAUGUUGGCGUUGCCGCUCCUAUGACAACAACUUCUCAGUUCAAUGGUCAUAUAUUCUGUUUCCUGCCUCUUCCGAAAGAAGGCUCGAAACUUACAGGGUUACCAUUCCAUGUAAACGGUUUCUUCGCCCUUAGCUCCAAUCGACACCACUUAAAAUGGGAAACUGAUGAAGAUAAAAAUCAACAGCAGUACGAUAAAAAUGUCCAUUGGAAUCACCUUAUGACAUCUGAAGUACUGCCGCGAGCUUACCGAUUAAUGUACGCCGCUGCAGUCAAUAAAAGUAAUACUUCUGGAAAUUCAGAAGACGAUAUCAAAAUUGUGUAUAACCUUGUACCAAAUAUCGACAAUGUUAAUGACAAUUGGAAACGUUUUGCGACGAAUGGCAUAAAAUGUAUGCAAACCGAAGAUGUUGUUUUUGCAAAUGAUGUUGGGCGAUGGGAUGUGUGUCAGAAAUGCGUAUUUGGAACAGCUGGUACGUUUGACGCAGAAGAAAUUAAAACGUCAGUGAGAUCCUCUAUGAAACGAAUGGGAAAGUCUUAUGUUGAACUUGAUGAAACUACAUUGAAAACUUUGCAGACGGUUUUUACCACGUCAGUUAUUUGUGUCUCGCCGGAUCUGAUUACUCGCUUUCUACAAGAAUCGAACGCAUACCAAUGUCUUGCUGAUGAGAUGAAAACAGACCUUUUAGUUUACCUCUCAGCUGAUAAACAGUUUAAUCGACUGCAAGGACUGAAAUUAUUGCCCCUUGCAAAUGGCACAUGGGUCAGCUUUCAAAAAGAAGGGAAUGCCUUAUUCUUUACAAGUGCGGAAGUUAUUGAAAUUUUUCCCGAUUUUAAAGACCGUUUCGUUAUAGCAACUCUAUCAUCGAAAAGCGACAUAGCAUUCCAGUCUAUAAUUGAAGAAGGGAGCUAUCACAUUUCAAACUUUUCCUCCGACGCACUCCGUACUUUCCUGCGAGAGAGUCUACAAGCAUUCGAAGACAAAGACAUGGACAACUCUUCGAAGAUAAGUCUACUGUGGCUUGAAAAAGUCUGGAGCUUGGUGACUAAACACGGUUUAGAACGUUUUAAAGAUUUGCGACUUCUACCACUACUACAAGAAGGGACAUUUGAUGGCACAUACGUUGUCAAACUGGUGCCUUUAACGUAUCCCUAUGUCCUGAGUGAUUUGAACAACAUAAGCAAAGGUAUGAAUGGAAAUGUGAAGAAGGCAUUGCAGCUUCUAGGAAUAACCGUGCUUGAGGAUCUACCGAACUGGCUGCCGAAAAGACAUUUGAAUGGUUAUGUUUCUCAGCUGAACCACUACGAACUCAAAAGAUGUUUCGAUACAAUUGAAGAGGACAAUGUUUUGGCUGUUCGUACUAUAUUCAAUAGCAAAGCAGAUGACGAAACACGGAAAGACUUCGUGAAAUACUUAUGUUACAGUGAAGAAGAUUACGGAAUGUCUUUUCUAGAGGAGCUUGAAAUAUUUAAAAUGAUAUCAAAAACCAAGGGAUGCGAGAAAUAUGCUAAGCUGAAAUUGGCAGGGUUUUUUAUCGAUAUAAAGACUGAAAAUAAACUACCUGGAGAUAUUGAUAUUCCAGUUCAGUGUUUUAGACGUGAUAAGACAAACAACAGAUUGAUCAAAAUGUUCAAUAUAACUGAAUUGACCAUGGAUGAAUUUGUAAGGAUGAAACUACGAGAGAUAACAAAGAGAGGGUACGCAUCGGACACUGACGACUUUAUAAAGUUUUUUUUGAAGAAUAUAAAGAUGUUUAAACCACAAACAGAUAUUAUUCAAAUGGCAACAGACAUCGCUUUUAUCAAACAUGAUAGCAAAUUAAAACGAGCAUCACAUUUCUUUGAUCACACAGACGAAAAUCUGAAAAAGCUUUUUUGGAAACAAGAUGUAUUUCUUCCAGAACAGGACUUCGAUAACCGGGCAUUCUUAGAUGGCUUAAGAACAAUUAGUUUGAAAUCCGUAAAGUGUGUCAGCGCAGAAGACAUGUUAGGCGUUGCACAAGAACUAGAUUCGUCUAAAAAAAGUGAAGUAUUUGAAGCUGAAAUGCAUGAUAAAGCCAACGCAUUUCUUAACACCAUCGAGAGCAAUCCAAAUCUUCUUCAGAACAUCGUGCAUGUUAGGAACAAAAUCACAACAAGCCUUGGAGAUGCGUUACGGAAACUACAGUGCUUUCCUUGUAUAAGCAAUGUCAUUGGCAAUGUAGAGUACCCCAAAGAAUUGCUAUUUAAAGAUUUAAAACACCUUUAUUGUCCACCUGAUUUACGAGAUGCUCAAUACAGUAAGCUGAUCGGUUCAAUAAAGCCUUUGAUCAAUUCGAAUUGCAAAGAGCUUGCAGAAUUUUAUGAAUGGACUAAACCGCCUUCCAUUGAGGACCUUAUUAAUAACCUGAUUGUUGUCAGAGGGAAAUGCACUAUUGAUACUCAACAUGAUGUCGCAAAAGUGACAAAGGGUAUAUAUUUAGAGUUAAGGGAGCAGAAAGACGAUGUUGUGAUUAAAAAAGAGAUAUUUGAAGAAAAUACCUUAAUCUGGACCGAAAAGGGAUUCAAGGGCCCAUCGCGCUCGAUCUUGAAGCACACUGUUGGCGAAAUCCUUCUUAGUCCGGUUUUCGAAUAUAUUCCUGACGACUUCCGCGACGUACACGGCCUUUUGGAAGCCUUAGGAAGUAACCUCAUUCAAGAUAAGCUUGUAUUAACGCAAUACCUGCAAGAAAUACAGACAAAGUAUCUAGAUGGCCAAUAUGAAGCAGCUGUUGUAUCUAAUGACAAAAAGCUUGUCAGCAAUGUUCUAGAAAAGUUAGCAAUGUUGAUUAAGAUAGAUGAAGCAGACAAAGAGUGGGUGGAACGAAAUGUGCUAAUAAUGAUCGACACAAAUGAAGAAUGUACAAUUGAAUUUGAUCAAAUUUCUAACUGUGCAUAUGACAAAGAAAGAGACAUGUUUGAUGAUUCAGAUGAAGAACAAAUUUUCAAAUAUGUUCAUCCAUUGUGUAUAGAACACGCAAUAAAUCUUGGAGUGAAGUCGGUUACACGCCAAUCAUUAAUGGAUGCUGAAGAUAUCGGGGUCAAAGAUUGGGGUCAAAACGAACGUUUGACAACACGACUAAAUCGGCUUUUGAAAGAGGACUAUAUUGAUGGUCUCUCUGUGCCUAAAGAACUCAUUCAAAACGCUGACGAUGCAGGCGCCACGGAAAUAAGCUUUCUUUACGACGAACGAGACCACAUAGGUUUUAGAAAACGUCUUAUAAGCAAGGAACUUUCAGAGUGUCAAGGAGCUUCGUUAUUUGUUUACAAUAACACAACAUUCUCCGAAGAUGAUUUCAAAAACAUAACACGCAUAAACGAAGGAACAAAACAGCAUGACACCUCAACAAUUGGAAAAUUCGGUCUUGGAUUUUGUUCUGUUUACAAUUUAACAGAUGUUCCCAGUUUUGUUUCAGGUCGAAAUAUGGUCAUUUUCGAUCCUCACGAGAGGUAUUUGGACGAGAGCAACCCCAAAAAGGGGAUAAAGAUACCUUUGUCUAAACGCACAUUGGUUAAGAGGCAUGUCGAUCAGUUUAUGCCUUUUGAAGGUUUGUUCGGCUGUUCGAUCGUAGGUGAAUCAUUUACAUCAUUUGAGGGAACUCUAUUUCGUCUGCAGCUUCGAACUGCAGUCCAGGCCGACAAAAGCGAGAUUUCAAAAAGGGUUUACAACAAGGAUGAAGUUAUUGGGCUUCUAAACAUGUUGAGAAAACAUGCAGGCGACUUGCUUCUAUUUUCACAAAAUGUGACGACUAUAAGAAUUUUCCACCUGCGAAAAGAUUAUGUCUCUUCUGACGAGGUAAAGCCUGUGUUUGAGAUGAAUAAAAGCAUAAUAGGUGAUACAUCUAGUCUUAAGGACAGAUUCUCAGUAUUGAAACUUUGUUCACAGACACAUCAAACAGUUGAACAUGUUCAAGUUGUCUCACUUGUAACAAACGUCUCUAAUCCAGAGCUUUUUGAAUCCUGCGAAACAGAUAAUUAUGAAGAACGAUUUGUCAUAUCUUGGUAUAAAUGUUCGACAGAUGCACGUCAGUGUACCGAGGAAACAGCCAUUCCUGUAUCGGCAAUAGCUAUUCCAGAUAUCUAUUCUAAGACGGGAGUACAUCGUUCAUUAUCUGAUGUAAGACAGGGAUUCUACAAAGAAGGGCAUUUGUUCUGUUUUUUGCCUUUGCCAGUGAUAACAAAGUUGCCUUUCCAUAUAAAUGGAUUAUUUAGCGUUACUUCAAAUAGACGAUGUUUAACUAUUGCGACAGAUGAUGAUAAGACGGUUAAUUCGUAUCAAUGGAAUGACAACUUACUUUCAACAUGCACCGUUCAAUCAUUUGUGAACUACUUGCGUUUCUUAGGCAAUGAAGACACAUUUGGUUCGACGGUAUCUGACACGCAUUAUUACGGAACUUGGCCAGAACCUGGGGAAAAAGCAGUCGAACCGUUUGUUAAGGCAUUUUACACGACCGUCUUGCAAGAUAAUCCAAGUGAAUUGCAAUAUGGCCCACGUGUAUUUAGAAGCAAGGAAAGCCAAUCAUACUUACCGUUCAGUAGUAUUUUAGUGCUCGGCAAAGCAAUACGAAACAAUACAACGGUAAACGCAAUCGCGUUUAAAUUUUUGAUAUCUGUUCCUAUUCCUAAUGAAAGGAUUGUAGUGAAUUUGCCUACAAAACAGCUCGAUAUUCUGAUUUAUUAUAAUCGCAAUGCUUGUGAAAAUGUUUUAAUAACGGAGAAAAUGUUGUAUAUUCAUUUGCUGGAAAACAUGGCGAAUGAAUAUUGGAGAGGAAAAACGGAUGAGCGCAAUGUAAUGCUGCGGCAUGCAAUCUUAUGCCAAAACGGAUUCGUUCAAGAACGGUUAAAACGUGUUUCCUGUAUCCCAACUCAACCCAAUGAACGUUUUAAAAGAAUCGAAGAACUUAUUCAUCCAGAUAAGGACUUGGCAAGACUGUUUGUAGAAAGUGAAGAAAGAUAUGUGAUUAAAACCAAUGGAUUAAGAGAUGAAAAGGUUCUUUACGAAUUAGAAAGAUUAGGUAUGAUGUGUGAUACAUUGACUGACGAAUUAUUGAUAGACAGAUGUAAAAGUAUAGAAGUGUUUUCACAAAAAUGCUCACAUUGCACUUUGCUACGUAUAGAUGCGGUUAAAAAGUACUUAAAUAAACAUUUGUCGAAUAUAAACCCAUCGCUUGCUGCAGUAAUUCGAGGCAUAUUUAUUAUUCCUGUGCAAACAAGAUUGCCAGGAUGGAAAUUCUCAUUCCAAUCCGAAAAUAGAGAUGACUUGAAAAAAGUCACAACUCAUUUAUGCAACGAGCACAGGAUAUACAACACAUCUGUAAGAGCUCUGAUUGGGAGGCCAUGUUUUUUAUACGAAAGCCGCCUUGUGCAUGAAAUUGGAUCCGUUGAAUGUGUAGUAAAAAGUUGCUUUGAAAUAAAGCAAGAAUUAUCAAGUUUUUUAGGCAUUAGAUCGCAGGAGAGAAUAACUGUAAAUAUGUUGUUGCAGCAAUUAAAUGUGUUAGCCGACGAAUAUAAAGGUUCGAAGGAAAGUGAUAACUCAGUAACUAGUCAAAUAGUGAAGCAGGUGUACUCUAGAUUGGAUAACAAGUUGACGAAACCAUCGUUGCAGGAAAAUCUGGAAUGUGUAAGUGAAAACAUGUCAGGUGUUUUUAAUAAGAAGAUUAUUAUGUAUGGAAAAUCAUUUUACAGCGUGAAACAAGUCGCGAUGAGCAUGGAAACAGAUUGCAAGCCGGAACUUUGCCUUUUGCAAAAUUUGUCGGAUUUAGAAUUGCGAUUGUUUAAAAAAUUAGGUGUAAAAGAACACUUCAGUAAGGAAGAUAUAAUUGCGGUCAUGGAAAGUAAACGUUUAUUGUGGAAAGACAAGUCAUGCAAAGGCAAAGAAGUAAAAUUAAUAAUAAACUUGCUUAGAAAUUUGCAUUCAAUUAUGGAAAUUGAACAUGUGAAGAUAGAGGAUCUACAGAAACACAAGGAUUUCAUCGUUGCACCGGAUGAAAAUAAUGUUCUAGCCCCCACUUAUGAGCUAGCAUUAGAAGACCAAGCCGUUCGAUGGUCCAGAAAGGUCAGACUAGUACACGGUGAUGUGCCUCCAAAUAUCGCGAAAGCUGUUGGAGUCCAAACAAAAAAAACAAGUUUAAUAAAACGUUUUUCGAAAGGAAUAUUUUCUUUUGGGCAAAGAGAAAAGCUGACCACACGAUUAAAUGGUUUACUUAGAGAUUAUCCUGGUGAUACCAGUAUUUUUAAGGAGUUUAUUCAGAACGCUGAUGACGCUGGUGCGACUGAAAUAAAUUUCAUCAAGUUCUUUCGAACUCAGAAUAUAGCACAUUCAAUCGGACGAAACCAAGUCUUAGGCCCAGCAUUGUGUAUUUACAAUAAUUCACAUUUCAGUGAUAGUGAUUUAGAUGGCAUUAGAAAUUUAGGAAUCGGAAGUAAAACUGAUGAUCCAACAAAAACUGGACAAUACGGUUUAGGGUUUAACGCAGUUUAUCAUAUCACAGAUACACCGUCGUUUUACACUAAGGGCCCUGGCUUAGGAAAAGAAGGAGUUCUUUGUAUAUUUGAUCCCUUGUUUAAGGAUAUACCUGAUACAGAUGAACCCGGAAUAAAGUGUGACAUCGACGACAUGGAUGACGAAUUUAAGGAUAUUUUGAAAGGAUAUCCAGGAAUGAAGUCUGAUGUGGGAACAAUGUUUCGUUUACCAUUGCGGCAAGAAAAGUCAGUUAUUAGCGUGCAUUGUUUUGGUGAUUCUGAAAUUGAUAAAUUACUCGGUCUGCUUCAGAUGGAGGCUAGUACAUGUCUUCAGUUUUUGAAAAACCUUAAAUCCAUAGCAAUAUCAACUUACAUGGAUGGUGAGGUGAAAAACGAUUUUAUUGUUGAAGCCAAAUUGACGGAGUCGGAUGAAAUUAAAAGAAAACAAUAUUUUCAUGAUGUAAAUAUAGUUUGUAAAAAGAACAUUAAUGACAAGUAUGAAAACAUCUUAGAAGAUAGAUUUUCUGUGACGUACAAUCUGUCUAUUGUUGAAAACAAUCAACCGAGCAAACGCUGGCUUGUUUGUAAUCAGUUUUCAAGCGAUACCAAACCAGACGAGGAAGAUUCUUCUUGUAUACUUAGGCAAGCAUUCGCCGAUGGCGAUCUUGGUUUAAUGCCAACUGUAGGAAUAUCCAUACCAGUGUAUGAAAUAGGAUUUUCCGAACCAACUGAAGGUUAUAAAGCUUUUUGCUUUUUACCAUUGCCUAUACGAACAGGUCUGCCUUUUCACGUUAAUGGCCAUUUUUCAAUAGAUCGGGGACGACGGAUGUUAAUCAACAGCGGUGUUGGCGAAUCAUGGAACAAAUACUUGUUGUCGGGUUUACUGCCGGAGGCUUUUUGUACAUCACUUCUUGAAGUACAGAGCAUACUUUGUAAAGAAGGGAUGACUGAGGCAACACUAAAGGAAAGAUUGGGGCUGUACAAUGCCAUUUUUCCAAGAUAUUUAUUUGCAACAGACAUUAAUUGGGAAUACUAUGUACAGAAUAUGUACAAAAUGAUUUUGGAUAAAAAGUGUAAAUUGUUUCCGACUCUGUUCUCAUCUGAUUCUCAAGACAAAACACAUGAUUUUAAAUUGCUAUGGACGCAUUUAGCCCGAAGUGAAGAUGAUAAGACAGGAGGUAUUUUCUAUACAAUGCAUUCCAUGCAUAAGGUGUUGCCAGUGAAGUCUAUAAUGAUGAGAAUCGGAAUGAAAAUUGUAGAAAGUUCCGACAUCGUUAAACAAUCAAUAGAGGAAGUGAAUUUAAAAGUGUUUAGCUGCUCACCUGGCUUGGCAUUGAAAUACAUUCUUGAAACCGAUGUGAAAAUAAGUGGUCUACACAUAGAGCAAUCAUGCUUCACUUCGGUCGAACAUUUUAAAAAACUGAUUUCUUUCAUAAUUAGGUGUAAUCAAUUCGAAAGAGUUGCGGAAGGACUGCCACUCUGUCUGACCCAAGACCAAUUUCUUCAAAAGUUUGAUUCAAAUAAUCCGGUAUUUUGCUCGAUGUAUGUUUCCCUAAUACCUGGAUCUUCAAAUGAAUUCAUGCACAAAGAUAUACUCAAUAUUCCGACACUGGACAUAAGUUGGUUACCUAGUGAUACGAAUAGCACAAAUUGGGAAUUGGACAUAAAAAGAGGAUUAGAAUCAAUGAUAGCAUCCGUUUUAAACCCAGUUAAACUGAUAUCGUGUCUCAACAUAUACAAAGAGAAACUGCAAGGCAGGGUAACACAUCUUGAAGCAGUCGAUAUACUUGGAUACAUUUCAGAAAGGAUAGCAGCUUCGAAUUGCCAUGCCGAUCUUGACUUCAUGAUACGGUCACUGCCAUUGUAUGAGACAGUAUUCGGGGAUUUAAUAAGUAUUGAAAACGUGAAUAAUGUUGUUAUUUUAUCUAAAAGAAUUCCACCAAAUGGAAUGAAAGAAAUUGCCGAGGCUACAAAUACGACGUUCGUGAUGUUUCAUGAAAGAUAUUCCUAUCUAUUGAAACAGUUUUCCCCCAGUCUUGAAGUCGACGGUCUAUAUGCAGAUAUAAUUGUGCCCAAUUUCCGAGCUAUUCCCCCGAAACACCAACUUAAACAUCUGGAAUAUAUCAGAGAUCAUAUUUGUAGAGAUGGUACAGAAGCUUCGUGGUCUAAGCAGCAAAUUCUUCGUCUUCUCACGAACAAUCCAUUUAUUCAAAUUGGAAAUCGAAAGCGACGUGUUAACGAGUUCUAUAGCCACAGACACGCGGUAUUUGCUAAAAUGCUUACUGAUGAUGAAUUUCUUCCAAAGCAUUUACGAACAGAUGAAUGGAAGAAGUUCCUAGAUGCCUUAGGACUUAUCACGAUGCCAACACAGCAAAAAGUGUUAGAGUUUGCAAAAAGAAUUGCGCUAGAUUCAGCAUCAAAUGCUGAAUGGAACACAGACAUUUUGAAGGAAAAAUCGCAAACAUUAACUUUGUUUAUUUUAACUGCUGGACGUGCUUUUUUUAGUUCAAGCAACCUUCAAGAGCUAAAAAAUAUAAAGUUUGUUAAAUCGCAUGCAGUUGACGAUGAGAGACGCGCUUUAUAUCACUCGUUUACCAAGUCGAAUGAGUUUAUUUGUUUUAAUGGGUCAACAACAUCCGACUGGCAGGACAUAUGUUGGUCAAGUACACCUAUUUUGCACAGUGACAUUCAUAUCAGUUCAGAUCAACGUCGUCAAGAACUUGGUGUGUUGACAUAUCCGUCAGUAGAAAGGGUUAUUGUGCACAGUCAUAAUGUAACUGAAGUAUUUCACAACGAAUUCAAAAGGAAAAUUUCGAAGACGCAUGACAAAAUGAAGUUCAUCACUCCACUCUACGACUUUUUCAUGAAACAUCUAAACAGCCCCGAGUUAGCAAAAUUAAGAAAUUCAUAUUUUGUCCAUAUACCUAACGAGGCUAUGAUAAGAGCCGAUAUGGUGUUUGGAAUCUCCGCGUCAGAAAGCACCGAGAUCAAGCCAUAUUUGUAUGAGCUACCGAAACCCUUAGGCAAAUACAUAGAAUUAUUUGAAAAACUCGGAACGAUGAGUCGUGUUUGUAGAUCACAGUUUGUAAAUGUGCUGGGGUCAAUAAACACCGAGUACAGUGAUCAAACGUUGCCACCCCAAGUACUUAAAAAGGUUGCACAGACAAUAACACUUCUAUUCAAACUUCAUGGACCACUUGAAGAUAAUCAUUCAAAGUUGUUUCUCCCAAACAAAGAAAUUAAACUGAAAGAAUCGUCAAGUCUCACUGUCUGUGACAAUAACACAUACGAGAAUAUUUUAAGAGAUGUUGCUGACAUUGACUACUUUCUUGGAUUCAAGGAAAUGGAAAUAAAAAAGUUUACAGACUCACCUGCAGUGUUUGAAUCCUUACCAGAUUCUAUGCAGCCGUGCUUCUUAAGCAAGGACGUAAGAGAAAGUGUGUCGUUAGAGUCGAUUGAAGUUGUUGAAUCACUUGUGUCUUAUGAUUGGCAGUACUUUUUACGUAGCGAUUGUUUAAUUAAUGGAAUAAUUAGGCUCAUUCGUGAUCAGUGUGGAUUAACCAAGGGACAACCAACGACUGAUUUAGAAGAUAGAUCAAGAAAAAAAUUGAAAAAUGUCCGCAUUAAUCAAGUGAAUGGAUUACAAACAAACGUGUCAUACAAAGGCAGUGUGUUGGAUGGGGUAAGUUUGCAACGGAUAUGCUUUAUAAAGAAUAUAAAUUGUAUCAAUGGAAACUCAUCCUUUCAACUGUACUUUGACUCUAGGGGCGCUACAGAUGAGACAAUGAUAAUUUCUGAGGAAGACGGAAUUUUUUAUUUAGUACAAAAAUGCACUGAUCAUAUUCUGGACAAGGACAAGUGUUUUAUCAUGAGUGCAUUAUUAAACUACAGGAAUACCCCUGACCGAAUUUCUGAACUGCUUGAUAGAAGUAAGAUAGCACAAAUUGAUUUGAAUUCUUCCGUAUUUCCAAAGCCUGGUACCUACGUAAAUCCAGAAUUUUACCCAUUUCUAGUCCAGGAAAUAGUUCCUUUUGACGAGCAUGAAUUUGAAUUCGUAGCUAUGGAAGUGGAAUAUGAAGAUGAUGAAAAUAAUGCAUAUAUUUACGUCCAUAUCAUAAGUCAAAUACCAAGACUUGAGGGAUGUUCAAACAUAGCUUUACAUUACAAAGUAAAUGCUGGCGAAAAUAGAGGUUUCAUCAAAGUGCCGAUAUUCAAACUUUAUCGUUUCGUUUCCCACAAUUCUCAAAAUACUAAUAGAGAAGUGGAACUGUAUGAUACACAAAAUAUAAUCUCACUACCUUUCGAUGAAAAUUGCCGUAGAUUGAAAGAACUUCUUACUGAGGCAUUUCGGAUGUGUGAAAACGAUAGAAAGAUAUUGAUAAAACGAUGUCUGUUUAGGUGGCAUCCUGACAGAAACCCAGGUAAAGAAGACUAUUCCAGCAAAAUGUUCAACUAUUUGAAAGAACUUAUCGUUGAAUUAGAGAAAUGCGAACUUUCUGCCAGAUUCGGUGAAGCUUUUUCUUCAAAUAUGUUUCGAUCAAGGUACAGCAAUUUUAGUACGAGGAUUGAACGCAAAGGUCAGGUAUUUGCUCAAACAUUUCGAAAUGGAAGACGCAAUUACCACUCGUUUUUCUACAGGGGCUUUGAUACUGGCAGCAGUAAAGAGUACGUUCCCGUCCCAAAUAUCGGAGAAGCGAAACGAUGGCUACGCCAAGCGAAAACGGACUUUCAAGUCGCGAGUGGUAUGCUUGCAAAUCCCGAAGAGGGAUUCAAAGGGUUCAACUGGAUUUGCUAUCAAUUACACCAGGCAUGUGAAAAGGCGCUUAAAGCUGCCAGAUUUUCCAGAGAUGCCAAUCGAUGCCAGCGAUGGUCACAUAAUCUAUGCAGCAUUGCAGAUCGAGUUGAGAGUGAUGACAUUAAAGAAAAGGUAAGAGUGUUCGAAUCACGCCUUAACAUAUCGGGCAGCCAGUACUUCCGACUUCGGUAUCCAGAUGCCGUUGAAAUGGACAAGCUGCCUUCUGACGUAUUUAGUUCAGACGAUGCCGCAUUUGCAAAGGAAACUGCUCAAGAAGUUAUAGCGUUCGUGGAGGACUACAUAGAGUAAAUUAUUUAAACCAUAUGCCCAUAAAAUUAUGUCAAGAGAACAUUAUCUACCAGACGGCUCGAUGUUUGGUCAUCGAAAUAUCGCAGUUAUGAAAAUAAGUGUCGUUGACAUUUAGAUAUCUAUUCUUGUUUUGUUUUCUAUAGGACAUAUGUGUUAGCAUUCUUCAUUAUUAUAUGUGUAAUGUAUAUGUUGGUGAAACGAUUUUGCA
This is a messenger RNA of Mya arenaria, 12952 nucleotides long. RefSeq names its product sacsin-like. Gene Ontology annotation, molecular function: Hsp70 protein binding. The coding region runs from base 142 to 12744 and encodes 4200 amino acids. NCBI's taxonomy places the organism in Eukaryota, Metazoa, Mollusca, Bivalvia, Myida, Myidae. The transcript is spliced from 9 exons. The record is from RefSeq and is a predicted model, not a curated record.